AUUCAGCAUGAAUUCAAAAAUGUUUCAAUUAAGACGACUUUUCUCAUCGGUUGGAAAUUUAAAGACUUAUCGGAAAUUUCGUGCAUUGGAUCUUGAUGGAAAAACGGAAGUUGAGUACAGGAUUCAAGACUAUCCUAAAGACAGAAUUGAAGAAGGAAUUCAAUUUAAUGCUGGGGCAUUUUUGAAGCAUGAGCCAAUGUCAAAGACAAGAAAUGUAAUUAAUCAGCCAGAUGCUGUUGAGGAGUUCUUGAACAUGUUACGCACAACAAUGCAAAAUGGAAAGUCACUUGCUUGUUUCAAGGAAAAUUCUGAUGAAAUUAUAUCGACAAACAUUUUGGCAGUAAAGGAUUGUAAGGAGUACAUGGCAGAACCUGAUUUCAAAAACAAGGACCUCCUUGACAUUUUCGGUGUCAUGAACUAUGCAAACAAGCAGUUCAGUCCAUUCAAGCAUUACAAUGUCGACCAUAUCCUUUAUGCAUUCACAGUUGGUGUUAAGCCAAACUAUACACGGCGUGGAAUUGCUAAUCACAUGUUUCAAUGUCGACGACUUUUGUGUAAGGAACUAGGCCUGAAAGUGACAACGACUCAUGCAACAGCAAACGGAAGUCAGAAGGCUGCUCUUAAUGCUGGAUUUGAAGAGAAUUUUUCCAUUGAAUACAGUGAUCUUCUUAAAAUCAAUCCCAAAUUCAAUUUUCCGAACAUCGACACCAAAUGUUUCAAAGUAUUGAGCUUGAAAGUUUAACAAGCAAAAGUUUACAAAAUAAUCAAAUUCUAAUUCAAAAUCAUCCUAGUAAUGCUAAAUUUAUUGUAAAAAACAUAAAAUGAAAUUAAG
Molecule: messenger RNA, 832 nt
Organism: Chironomus riparius
Lineage: Eukaryota; Metazoa; Arthropoda; Insecta; Diptera; Chironomidae
Source: the annotation of a GenBank genome assembly